Molecule: messenger RNA, 6839 nt
Organism: Amphiprion ocellaris (clown anemonefish)
Lineage: Eukaryota; Metazoa; Chordata; Actinopteri; Pomacentridae
Product: cytochrome P450 7B1
Exons: 6
Coding region: 112-1599 (495 amino acids)
Biological process (GO): cholesterol homeostasis; bile acid biosynthetic process
Molecular function (GO): steroid hydroxylase activity; oxidoreductase activity, acting on paired donors, with incorporation or reduction of molecular oxygen; iron ion binding
Source: RefSeq, a predicted model, not a curated record
UUUACACUUUUAUUGUGAAGUAGGCCGGAUGUGUGUGUGCGAGUGUGUUCGCCUUGACAGGGUUGUGUUCCAGGACUCAGUGUUUCUUCUCUGGACCGACUGAUCUGGAUCAUGUCUCCGCUGCUGCUGCUCCUGCUCGGCCUGCUGCCCCUGCUGCUGUGCCUCCUCCGCGGCAGAAACAGAAGAGACGGAGAACCUCCUCUGGUUAAAGGCUGGAUUCCUUUCAUUGGAAAAGCUCUGGAGUUUGGAAAAGAUGCUCAUAAGUUCCUGGAGGAACACAAGAAGAAGUUUGGAGACAUCUUCACUGUGCAGAUAGCAGGUAAAUACAUGACCUUCAUCAUGGACCCACUACUCUAUCCCAGCAUCGUCAAACAUGGCAAGCAGCUCGACUUCCAUGAGUUCUCCAACAAGGUGGCGCCCUACACCUUCGGCUACUCGCCGAUGAACAGGAGUUUUUCCGGGCUGCGGGAGCAGGUCCAGCGCUCCUUCCACCUGCUGCAGGGCGACAGCUUGACACUGCUGACAGAGAGCAUGAUGGGAAACCUGAAGCUAGUGUUCCGUCAGGACCACAUGGAGCGGGACGGCGGCUGGAGGAGCGGCAGCAUGUACGACUUCUGCCACUCGGUUAUGUUCGAGGCCACCCUCCUCACCAUGUACGGCAGGCCGCCGGCCAGCCGUCGCCACGGCGGCGUGGACGCGCUGCGGGACAACUUCAUCAGCUUCGACAAGAAGUUCCCGCUGCUCAUCGCCCAGAUCCCCAUCUGGCUGCUGGGACGCACCAAAGCCGUCCGAGACAAACUCAUCCACUUCUUCCUGCAUGUGUCCGGUUGGUCCAACACAUCGCAGUUCAUCAGGAGGCGGGCGGAGAUUUUCGAGCAGUACGACACGCUAAGGGAUGUUGAUAAAGCAGCCCACCACUUUGCCAUCUUCUGGGCGUCGGUGGGGAACACGGUCCCGGCCACUUUCUGGACCCUGUACCACCUGGUGAGCCACCCGGUGGCGCUGCAGGCCGUUCGGCAGGAGAUCCAGGACGUCCUGCGGCAGGACGGCGUUGGGUGGAGCAGCGACGGCGACGUGACGCUAGGCCGACAGCAGCUGGAGCGACUCCUCUUCCUGGAGAGCGCCAUCAGGGAGAGCCUCCGCCUGUCCUCGGCCUCCAUGAACAUCCGGGUGGCCCAGGAGGACUUCGGUCUGCGGCUGGACGGAGAGCGCUCGGUGGCGGUCAGGAAAGGAGACUUCAUCGCCCUGUACCCUCAGAGUAUGCACCUGGACCCGGAGGUCUACCAGGACCCGCAGAUGUUCCGGUUCGACCGCUACAUGCAGGACGGCCAGCAGAAGACGAAUUUCUACAAGAACGGCCAGAAGCUGAAGUACUACCUGAUGCCAUUCGGCUCUGGCUCCUCCAAGUGUCCCGGCCGACACUUCGCCCUCAACGAGAUCAAGCAGUUUGUGUGUCUGCUGCUGCUAUACUUCGAUCUGCAGCUGGAGGAUGGUCAGCCCAGAGCCUCGCUGGACACCAGCCGGGCCGGACUGGGAGUCCUGCUGCCCAACGUCGAUGUCCGCUUCCGCUACCGGCUCAGAACCCAACAACUGGACUGAAGCUGCUGCUUCCCCGGAGGUUGAAAGCUGUUGGGUGAUAUCUGCGGCUUCCCACAAACCUGAUGUUCAUCUAAAUCAGCAUGCAGCAGCGUGGAAGAGAAAAGGUUUGUUCAAAUCUGACAGUGGAGCACAAUGAUUUAGUCUUAAAAUCAGCAAAUCAUCGUGAUGAACAGUCCAACCCUAAGCCUGACCCAAAGACCAAACUUAGUCCUAAAUGAAACAAAUGGUCCAGAAUGAUUCAUUCUUCAGUGAUUCAUCAUGACAUUUGGAUGGAUGGAUGGAUGGAUGGAUGGAUGGAUGGAUGGAUGGAUGCAUGAUGGAUGGAUGGAUGGAUGGAUGAUGGAUGGAUGCAUGGAUGAUGGAUGAAUGCAUGGAUGGAUGCAUGGAUGGAUGGAUGGAUGGAUGGAUGGAUGCAUGGAUGAUGGAUGAAUGGAUAGAUGGAUGGAUGCAUGGAUGGAUGGAUGGAUGGAUGGAUGGUCCAGAAUGAUUCAACAUUUGGAUGGAUGGAUGGAUGGAUGGAUGAUGGAUGGAUGGAUGCAUGGAUGAUGGAUGAAUGGAUAGAUGGAUGGAUGGAUGGAUGGUCCAGAAUGAUUCAACAUUUGUCCAAAAUGUCUCAAACUUUCCCAAAAUGAUGACAAAUUGUUCAGAAUGACUUGAAAUGUGUCUACAAUCAUAAAAACGUGUUGAAAAUCUGUCCUCAAAUUACUACAACUGGUCCUAAAUGAUCAGAAUGGUCCAGAAUGAUUCAACAUUUGUCCACAGUGACUCUAAGAGUCAUCCAGAAUUACAUAAGUUUGACUAAAAGGACCAAUAAAAUAAAUGCAGCUUGGUUCAGAAACCAGCAUCCAGAGGAGCAGGUAGUGGAAAGUCUGUAAAAGCAUAGAUAGCUCAACGUCUGCAGAUAUUAGAUCAGAGUUUAACAUAUUAGGAAACGUGGUGGUUCCAUAUUUUUAUAGUUUUGUAAAAUAAUCAAAGCAUUUCUCUGUCAUUCUUCAUGAUGUUCUGGUUCCACAGAGCUGCAGGACUUUAAAACCUCCUGAGACCCAGGAAAAAAAAGUUUAGUCAUUUUGAUUUUUUUACAUAAACGAUGUAUUGGGGUGGUAAAGAACAUAUUGCAUUUUUUUUAACUUAACUUUAUUAACAUUUGAUAACGUGCACUGUAUUGCUCAAUAGGACGUCACUGAUGUUUAAUGUGAAACAUUAACAAAGCUGAUCAUGAAAAUAGCUCAUCUGGAAUCUUCCAUUAAAUAAAACAUGUAUGAACAUAUUUGUUUUAAAACAUACAUUAAAACUUCACAGAAACUUCACAAUAACAGUUCACAUUGACUCUGCACUAGCCAAAAGGGUGUGUAGCGAUGGCUGUGAUCAGUCACAAAAAGGUGUGUAACUCCCUGAUGGCUUCAUGAAAUACCACAAAACUUUGGCUCAAGGUUGGUCAGAGGCUAAUAAAGACCUGAUUAAUCGGAUUCAGAAAAGUUUAUUUGUUCCCAGGGGGCAAUUAAAAACGCACGUAGAGCAGGUAGUGCAACAAUGACGUAAUAAAGAGAGGGAUAAAUAUAUAUACAAAUCUAGCAAGUAAUAGAAGAAUAAAAAUAAAAAGAGAAAUAAGACAAAAACACAGCUUGGUAACAUAUUAGUGCAAAUAUGAAUGAAAGUAGGUGCAAUAUGGCAAUGAGGUAGAUACAGAAUAUAUCACGGUAGAUAUAAACAACAGAGUUCCCAGAGGUCCAUGUUAAAGUCCAUGUGUGGUGGUGGAGGUGGUGUGUAGUGGUGGGGGGAGGUUUUAUGGUUCAUGAGUUGAGGACUUGGACUGCUCUGGGUACAAAGGUAGACCUUCUCCUCUGUGUCCUGCAUGCAGGGCAGCGAAGCCGUCGACCAGAAGGAAGCCACUCAGAUGCAGAGUAGAGAUCAUGUGAAGGUCACGUAUGAUCCAGUUUGCCAGUCUACAUGUUAACUGUUCAUACACUGCAGACAGAGUUCUGAGAGGAAGGCCUAUGAUUUUAGAGCAGACAGUGACAGUCCUCUGCAGGUAGAUUCUGUUCUGGAGGCUGAUGGAGUAGAACCAGCAGGUGAUGGAGAAGGUGAUGGUGCUCUCUAUGAAGGAGUAAUAGAAUGUCUGGAGAAUGUUCUUAUUUACUCCAAAAGAGUUGAGCUUCCUUAGGAGAUACUGCCUCUGGUGACAUUUCCUGAUAAUCUCCUCUGUGUUAGAGGAGAAUUUCAGCUGGCUGUCAAAGAUGGUUCCCAGAUGUUUGUACUCCUCCACAAGCUCAACAGACAUCCCAUGGAUGGUGGUGGUGACAGCUGUAGCCAGCGCCAUCUGCUGGUUGGAAAAGGUCACCACCAUCUCCUUGGUUCUUUAACAUUCAGCUCCAGAGAAGAGUCAUCACCACCAGUCCACAACCUCCUGGAGGACUGAGCUGUGGGACUGAGAAGGUCCUGACAGCAGAGACAGAAGGACAGUGUCGUCUGCAUAUUUGACCAGGUGGGAAUUGGACUGGGGCUGUACAGUGGCGUAGUGGUUAGCGCUUUCGCCUUGCAGCGAGAAGGUCCCUGGUUCGCGUCCCGGCUUUCCCGGGAUCUUUCUGCAUGGAGUUUGCAUGUUCUCCCUGUGCAUGCGUGGGUUUUCUCUGGGUACUCUGGCUUCCUCCCACAGUCCAAAAAUAUGCUGAGGUUAAUUGAUUACUCUAUUUUUUUUUUUUUUGAUUACUCUAAAUUGCCCGUAGGUGUGAAUGCGAGAGUGAUUGUGUGUCCUUGUAUGUAGCCCUGCGACAGACUGGCGACCUGUCUAGGGUGUCCCCUGCCUUCGCCCGAGUCAGCUGGGAUAGACUCCAGCCCCCCCCAUGACCCUAGUGAGGAUUAAGCGGUGUAUAGAUAAUGGAUGGAUGGAUGGAUGGAAUUGGACUGUGUGGAUCUGCAGUCAUCCGUGUAGAGGAUGAAGAGUAGUGGAGAGAGGACACAGCCCUGAGGAGAACCACUGGAGGUGUGUAGUAGAUCAGAGAAGGUGUUAUUGACCCACACUCUCUGUGAUUUGUGGGUUAAAAAGUCCAAUAAUCACAGGAUGAGCUGAUCAUCCAGGUGGAAGCAGGAGGAGAGUCUGUGAGCCAGGAUGUGAGGCUGGAGGGUGUUAAAUGCCGAGGAGAGGAGUGUUGCUGAGGUGUUUGGGUGUUCCAGGUGACGGUGUAAAGUGUCCAGAAUGAAUAUUUUGGCAUCAUCAACACCCCUGCUCGACCGAUAUGCAAAUUGGCGAGGGUCAAUCUGUGAGUUAGUUACUUCAUCACAAGGGAGGUGGAAGUCAUUGAGUAUUUGGUUGUAUUCUUCUUGGGGAUGGGGAUGACUGUGGAGUGUUUCUACAACUGAGGAACUGUACAGUUGUGCAGGGAGUUUUGGAAGAGGGUCUGAAACACACCUCCCAGCUGUUCCGCACAGUGCCUGAGCACACGACCACUGAUGUUGUCCAGGCCGGGUGAACUGGUUGUUGGUGGAGUCACACUGGAACCAGCUGAAUGGGUUAACUGGUAGAGGGUGAACUGGUCUCUCUGGUCCUCCUCAGGGCUCUCGUCACAUCCUCUAUGUUGAAGGUGAGUGUGUCGUCAGUGGGAUGAAGUGUGGUCCUGAUCUCUUCCAGUUGUGUGUUGUCUCUUUCAAAUCUGGUGUAAAAAGAGUUGAGGUCAUUGGGAAGAGAUGCAGGGCUGCUGCCAUCCACAUGGAUGGUGUUUCUGUAGUUGAUAGCAGCGUUCACAGCAGGAUGUUCUUCAGGCCUUGCCAAGCUGAGCGGAGGUUCCCCUCAGUGAAUUUAUCCUCAACUUUGCUUUUGUACUUCAGCUUGGCUGCUUUUACUUCCCUGUUGACCUCUUUCUUCUCUAGUUCAGAGCCAGUGAAGAAGACCCUUUUCUUCUUGUUCAGUAGAUGUCCACAUCUACUGAUCAAAGAGGGGCACUAGGCUUGGCCAUUCACAAAAAAACAACUAAUUCCCAAACCACUUCAUUGGAUGCUUCAUCAGAUACCAACAAUGAGGUGUCUUCAUUGAUGGUAUCUGAAGAGGCAAUUAGAGUUUCUUUUCUCUCACCCUCUCCUGUCUGACCCACCGGGAUCUUACCUUCUGAAAGGUCUAGGUCUGAAUCUCCCUUAAUGAUUCUCUGGAGAAUUCUCUCUGCCUCUGUCAAACACCAGUCUAAUAAAAAUCAAAGUGAAGUAAACAGAAGUCCAAAGCCCUGACGUGCACUACAGUGUACGCUCAGAAAUCAAUUGUUUUUCAUAUGAAAAUAUCUUAUCUACGCUCUGAAAACACACUUAAAUUACUCUUUAGAUUUUUAUUUACUAUAAGCAGUCAAAAUAUAGCAUAAAAACAGUUUAAAUAUGAAUAUCUUCCUUGCCUUUCUUCCUGUCGUAAAAUGUGCUCACUGGGAUGGCUACCAUUUUGAAAAGACCGACAAAGGGAGUUGGCAAGACACACCCCCACACAUGUGAUGUAAUUAAAAGCUAAGAUUGUCCCCUUUAAAGAACAUCAGGACUUAAAAUUGUGGCUCAUAUAGUAUUGGAGAAAUGAACAAGAAACUAAUGUGCACUACAGUACACUAAAAUGAAUUUCCGGGUCUCAGGACUUUAAAGUGUGAGUCUGAACUUUCCUCCAUGUCUAAGAUUUACAUUCUCCCAUUUCUCUGCUGCCCUGAAAUGUGAGUUUUUAUUUCCUGCCACCAAUAAUGUGACUAAACUGAUCUAAAUGUGAGCAACUGUGAAACAAAAGUCCAGAUGUCUGAGUAAUAAACACUAAACUUUGCACUUGAAUGUGGAGAAACUGUAGAAGAUUCUGACCUGAUGUGUUUCACUAGAUUAUUGAUGCAAUAAUUAAUGAGUUUUGAAAGACUGAAUGUUUAGCAGAACUUCUCCUGUUCACGAGCACUAUUCUGUUCUUAAACUAGUCUUCAAAUGUCCCACUGGACUUUCAUUUAUUUUAGAAUAAUAUAUCCUUUUAUUAAAAUAGCGUUUUUCUAAUAUGAUGUUCUGUCUGACUCACUCUGACUGAAUGAACUUCAUUAUAAUUCAGUUUGUAAGAAGAUAUAACACUUUCUGUACCGAUGGGUUUCAUGAAACUGAUUUUAUAAACUAAAGGCUGAUCAAUGUGUCGGUAUGAGUGAAUAUAUCUGAUCACAACCACAGCGAUUAAUCAAUUAAUUUGAUCUAUUUUCAUCAUUAAAUCAUCAGUUUGUCUAUUUUGAAAUAAAUCAGUCUACAUUCUGUGA